Molecule: messenger RNA, 7905 nt
Organism: Astyanax mexicanus (Mexican tetra)
Lineage: Eukaryota; Metazoa; Chordata; Actinopteri; Characiformes; Acestrorhamphidae
Gene: gapvd1
Product: GTPase activating protein and VPS9 domains 1
Exons: 29
Coding region: 436-4884 (1482 amino acids)
Biological process (GO): vesicle-mediated transport; regulation of GTPase activity
Cellular component (GO): cytosol; endocytic vesicle
Molecular function (GO): guanyl-nucleotide exchange factor activity; small GTPase binding
Source: RefSeq, a predicted model, not a curated record
CUGAGGAGUGAGGGCCGGCGGUCUCAUUCAGCACUAUUCGUUUAUUGUAGUAUGAGCGUUAAAUUUAACGCAGUCUGUCCGGUCCUUUAGUGGGCUAAUUUAUAGGUGACCUAUGGUGUCGCGCCCGGUUACCUGACUCCCUUCAGUACGAGCUUCUGCUGUGCGGUACAUUAACUGUUAUAUAUUACACGCAUGCGGAUACAGGACUCCCGGUGAUGACAUUCGCCGCUGUAGAGGCUGCGGGCGGGCGGGCUAGCGGCAGCGGCAUUAGCGCGGAGAGCCAGUGAUCUGUGUUAGCUCUGCGUGGCUCUGUACACGGGCUGUGGCGGGAUCUCGGAUCGCGGAACAGGGGAUUAAGUUACACCUGAGACACACAAACCCGACAGCGCACAGAGAACAGAGCCGGUUUUUGGUGUUCUCUGGCUCAGCUAAAAGAUGGUGAAGCCAGACAUCCACACUCUGGCCCACCACCUGAAGCAAGAAAGACUGUAUGUGGCUUCAGAGAAGCAACUUAUCCAGAGGCUGAAUGGGGAGGUGCUGAAGACAGCAGAAAGGCUCUACCGUGCAGCCUGGAUAGCCAAGCAGCAGAGGAUUAACCUUGAUCGUCUCAUCCUUACCAGUGCAGAGGCCUCCCCUGCUGAAUGCUGUCAGCAUGCCAAGGUUUUGGAGGACACACAGUUUGUGGAUGGCUAUAAGACACUGGGCUUUCAGGAAAGCGUUUAUGGAGAAUUCCUUGGGAGGCUAAGGGAGAAUCCACGGUUAGUGGCCUCCUGUCUCGUCGCUGGAGAGAGGCAUAACCAAGAAAAUACACAAGGAGUUAUCCACACUGUUUUCACCUCACUCUAUGGCAACUGUAUCAUGCAAGAGGAUGAGAGUUACCUGCUGCAGGUCCUACGUUACUUAGUUGAGUUUGAGCUGAAGGAGAGCGACAACCCACGGCGACUACUGCGGCGUGGUACGUGUGCAUUCAGCAUUCUUUUCAAGCUCUUCUCCGAGGGCCUGUAUUCUGCCAAACUCUUCCUCACUGCUACUUUGCACGAGCCCAUAAUGCAGCUACUGGUGGAGGAUGAAGAUCACUUGGAGACUGAUCCAGCAAAGCUGACCGAACGAUUUACCCCCGCCCAACAAGAGCGCCUGUUUGGGGAGAAAGGGUCUGAUGGUUACCGUCGUAAAGUGCAGGCAGCUGUGGAAUCCAAUGAAGCUAAGCUAGUGGCCCUGGUCAACUCCUUCAUUGGCUACCUGAAGCAGAAUACCUACUGCUUCCCCCAGAGUUUGCGCUGGAUUGUGUCUCAGAUGUACAAGACUCUGGCGCGGGUGGAGAGACUGGAUGUGGGGGAGGUGAAAACUAUGUGCACAGACCUGCUGCUCACAUGCUUCAUAUGCCCGGCCAUUGUGAACCCUGAACAGUAUGGAAUUAUCUCAGAUGCUCCGAUCAAUGAGGUGGCACGCUUCAAUCUCAUGCAGGUGGGGCAGUUAUUACAACAGUUAGCCAUGGCUGAUGCAGAUGAUGGAGAUCCUCGACGCAAAAGCAGUUUAUCAAAGUUUGAUAAAAGUUGUGUUGCUGCCUUUUUAGAUGUUGUAAUCGGUGGAAGAGCUGUGGAGACCCCUCCCAUGUCAUCAAUGAAUCUUUUAGAAGGCCUCACUCGAACUGUGGUCUACAUCACACAUAAUCAGCUCCUGGCUUUGUUGGACUUUGUCCGGAGUGUGACUGCAGGUGACCAGCUUAGAGAGGAAGAACUCCUAGCUUUGGAGACCCUGCUAUCCAGUGUUCCACAGUCCCAUACAGUCAAGAGCAACAGCUUGGAGCUGACACCUUCCAACACACCUCAGCUUUCCCCAGCUACUACACCUGCUAACAAGAAGAACAGGCUGCCCAUAGGACAACAGUUAGCUGCCAUAACGUGUUGGGAUUCCUCUGCUACAGCCCUGUCUGCUCAUAUUCCUUUAGUAGCCCCGUUUGCCUCACGCAGCCGGUCCCGCUCCAACAUCGCCCAGGACAGCGAGCCUGACGCUAGCUCCCAAGACUCCCAGCAGGAGGUCCUGCCUGAGGAGGUUCUGGUCAUCUCACUGGGAACGUCCCCUCAGACUGUGCCCGGAAUGAUGUCAGAGAAUGAGGUCCUGAACUUGCAGCUGUCCGAUGGAGGUCAAGGAGACGCACCAGCAGAUGAGACGAAGCUGCACGGGAAACCUGACAAAACCCUGCGCUUUUCACUCUGCAGCGACAAUCUGGAGGGCAUCUCUGAAGGACCUUCAAACCGCUCCAACUCUGUCUCCUCACUGGACCUGGAAGGGGAAUCGGUCUCAGAAUUGGGCCCAGGGCCAUCAAGCAGCAAUGGUGUUGAAGCUCUACAGCUGCUAGAGCAUGAACAAGCCACUACGCAGGAUAAUCUGGAUGAUAAACUCCGCAAGUUUGAGAUUCGGGACAUGAUGGGGCUGACGGAUGAUCGGGAUAUUUCAGAGACAGUCAGUGAAACCUGGAGCACUGAUGUCCUUGGCAGCGACUUUGACCCUAAUAUGGAUGAAGACAGACUUCAAGAAAUAGCCGGAGCCACAGUGGAGAACAUGCUGGGGAGUCUGCUGUGUUUGCCAGGACCUGGCUCUGUUCUUCUGGAUCCUUACGGUUCUACAAUUUCUGAGACAACGAGUGAGGCUUGGAGUGUGGAGGUCCUACCCAGUGACUCAGAAACUGCAGAUUUGAAGCAGGAGGAACGGCUGCAGGAGUUGGAGAGCUGCUCAGGAGUGGGCAGCACUUCAGACGACACGGAAGUGAGAGAGGUCAGCUCCCGACCCAGCACGCCCGGGCUGAGUGUUGUCUCAGGAAUUAGUGCAACAUCUGAAGACAUUCCUAACAAGAUUGAAGACCUUCGUUCAGAAUGCAGCUCAGACUUUGGAGGCAAAGACUCUGUAACCAGCCCAGACGGAGAGGAAUCUACACAAGGAGCCCAAGCUGACUCUCUGCUGGCCAUGUUUGACCCUCUCUCUUCAGGAGAAGGCUCAUGUACAGGCACUAUAGUUCGUCCUAAGGUGCACUACGCCAGGCCUCCACAUCCUCCCCCAGAUCCUCCCAUCCCAGAGGCCAGUGCUGUGGGGCCGUCUGAGCCCCGUCCCUCACUCUUUGCCCCUCACUGUCUGGUCCAGUCUGAGCUGGAGCACGGGAAGCAGAGGCACUCGUACCCCGAGCGCCUGGUCCGGAGCCGCAGCACAGAUGUAGUGUCUGCAGGACGCAGACCCAACAGUGACCCGGGCCUUAACCGCAGAACCAUGUUAGAGGAGAGGGACCAGGCCAAUGUUUAUUCAGCAGGACCCACAGCCUCGCCCAGCAAAGACUCCCUGCGCAUGGAGCCUGAAGAUAGGAAAGACAGUGACGAUGAGAAGUCGGACAGAAACAGACCCUGGUGGAAGAAGCGUUUUGUUCCUGCCAUUCCUAAAGUGCUCUAUUGGACUGCAGAGAGUGAGAUCCCAGCACCGAUUGCAGCAUUCCGAAAGCGGGACAAGCAGGAGAAGGAUGAGCAAGGCACAGAGAGGAUGCCUCAAGCUAUAUCAGAUGAGCCAUCAUUGCAUAGGCAGAGCUGUCAUGCUCAGGCAGCAGAGGACAUAUUGGAUAAAUACAGAAAUAUCAAGAGAACCAGCCCUAGUGAGGGAGCAGCAGCUGCAGCAUAUGAUGGACCAGAGGUAUGUAGAGAGGGAGAGAGUGAACAUGAUUCACCGAGAGACGAGGGCCUGCAGAACAUCUCUACAGACGACCUGCCAGACUCGGCCAGUCAGACGGCGCAACCUCAGGACAAGUUCUCCUUCAGUGAUGCUAAGAAGAAAUUACGGAUGGCUCUGUGCUCUGCAGAUUCUAUAGUCUUUCCUAUUUUGUCUCUUGCAACUACACGGAAUGGCCUUCCUGACCAUACAGACCCUGAAGACAAUGAGAUUGUAUGCUUUCUGAAGGUGCAGCUGGCAGAGGCUAUUAACCUGCAGGAUAAAAACCAGAUGGCUCAGAUCCAGGAGACCAUGCGCUGCGUCAGCCGCCUCGACCCCCGCACUUGUAGGAAACUGCUCACUGCCAUUGCAGAGGACUACAGGAAGCGAGCACCAUACAUAGCAUAUCUGACACGGUGUCGCCAGGGUCUGCAGACAUCUCAGGCUCAUCUGGAGAGGCUGCUGCAGAGGGUACUGAGAGAUAAAGAAGUGGCCAACCGCUACUUCACUACUGUCUGUGUCCGAUUACUUCUGGAACACAUGGAGUCCAAAAUGCAGGACUUCAUCAUAGCGUUUCAGGGCUGUACUGCAGCUGAUGAUAAAACUGCAGCAGUGGAGGAUUUCCUCCGUUACCUGUAUGGGGCCAUGGCACAUGAUGCCAUCUGGCAGUAUGCAAGUGAGGAGCAGCUCCAGGAUGCCCAGAUGGCCAUUGAACGUAGCGUCAUGAAUCGCAUCUUCAAACUGGCCUUCUACCCCAAUCAGGAUGGAGACAUUCUAAGAGACCAGGUCUUGCAAGAACACAUUAAUCGACUGUCCAAAGUAGUGAGUGCCAACCACAGGGCUCUUCAAAUCCCAGAGGUCUAUCUGAAAGAGGCUCCAUGGCCCUCAGCACAGGCAGAGAUCAGGACAAUCAGUGCAUAUAAAACUCCUAGGGAUAAAGUACAGUGCAUCUUGCGUAUGUGCUCCACUAUCAUGAACCUGCUUAGCCUGGCCAAUGAGGAUGCCGUGCCUGGAGCCGACGACUUUGUGCCUGUGCUCGUAUUUGUCCUCAUCAGGGCAAAUCCUCCCUGCCUUCUGUCCACCAUUCAGUACAUCAAUAAUUUCUAUGCCAGCCGGCUGAGCGGGGAGGAGUGCUAUUGGUGGAUGCAGUUCACGGCCGCUGUGGAAUUCAUUAAAACCAUUGAUGAUCGCAAGUGAAGCAGAACAGCCACCUGUAUGGGCAGACUGUAGGAAGGGGAGAGAGAGAGAGGGAGCGAGGGAGAGAGAGAGAGAAAGAUGAGGCAUCCCAACCAAAUUCUCUCCCCUCCACCAGACCCCCCACACUAAGGCAGUGCCUCUCUUUGCCUAGUCUCUUCUGUAUAGCUGUACAUAGAGCUGCAGAAACAUUUAACAUUUAAAACAGGAAAAAAAAUACAAAAAAGUCUAUACAGUUAUAUGAAACAGGUCCUUAUUAUUAUUGUUAUGGAGAGAGGGAAAUAAGUGGGUUAUACUGAUCAUAAGCUGAUUGUAGAAUUUGGAACUACAUCUCAUCUUGUUAGUCUGUGAGUGAGAGAAGGUGGCAGGGUUCUAUUACUCUCUAUAUCAAAAGGUAGCUUGGUUAUUUAAACACAUGGUUGAACUGAAAAAGGGACCAGGCUUUCUUGCAAUGACCAUGUAAUCAUGUUUCAUUUAGAGAGGCUUUUGCGAAGAAUUAUGGACAUAUGCCUUCCUAUGUAAAUUGUACAAUCUUUUCUGAUUUAAAGCCCAUUGUCGUCAUACAUAAUCAAAAACAUAAUCAUAAAAUCUAAUUCUUAGCGCUAAGAUUUGGGUUUCCAAGUUUAUUUGGCAGUGUGUGAAAUGAAUGUAAACUGGUGUUGACCUUGUUCAUCAUUUCUUCUUUCUCAUCAGGACAAAUAGGAUUUAGGGGCCCACAUAUUUAUAUUAAAUAAAAUUGUAUUUAUUCCUUUCCUCCUGAAUUAGUUUUUUUAAUUUAAUAUUGCGUUUGUUUCAUGCAUAAUGCGGUUUAGUUAACUGGACAUAAAACAGGCAAAAAUGGUUCAAGGACAGAACAUGCAGUGUUGAAAUGAGAUUGGAAGUCUGCUGGGAGCGGAGUAUAAAUAAAUUCACCAAGCAUUUUAUUAGGGACGCUGUACUUAUACUCCUUUUACUCUGAACCCUUUUCCAUUCUGCUGUGAAGCGUGUCUGUUUGAUUCAGAUCUGGUGACUGGGAACCUACAGUCAUAUACAGUUUAUAAAACCAGUUUGAGAUGAAGUGAUGUGUGCAUCAUCAUCAUGCUGGGAGUAACUGCUAGAAGAUUGGUCAGUUGUGACCAUGAGGAAAAGGCCACAACGGGAACACAGCUUAAAUAGGCAUUAAAGAGAUGAUGGGCAUUAGGCCAGACUGCCGUAAGGUCAUUCCCCACACCACUCUCAUCAUGGUUCAUCCGACCAGGCUACAUUUUGUCUUAAAACUUAUACAUUCUGCAUACUCCUUGAUCAACCAGAUAAUUUCCGUACUCCCUUGUUCUGUCUACAUGCUAGAAAGUGAUCCAGUGUGUGAAAAACCAGAUCAGCCAAAGUAGAAAUACUCAGACCUUCAUUACCUUAAGCUGUACGGCUGCAACAAUUAGUCAAUAUAAUUGACAAUGUUGACUAUUUAAAUGUGUCAACUACAAAUUUCAUUGGCGACUAAUCAUUAAUUUGUAACAGUAUUUUAUUGCACAAAGUGCUGGGGACAGAAGUGCAAUGGGAAAUGGGUAAAAGGCUCACUCACACAAUUCACACUCAACUUAGUCUGUUGACUAAUCGAAAAAAUAAUUAUCAGAUUAUUCGAUCACCAAAUUAAUCAUGAGUUGCAGCCCUAUGAAGCUGCUGUCCGUAAUUCAUCAUGCAGCUAUUAAAUACUUGCCUGAGUAGAUGUAAAGUGUCGAUGUGUGUAUGCUUAUAUAAAUGUGCGUGCACACACACAUUCAUCUCCGUAAGUAUUUGGACAGUGGUGAUUCUUGACUUUGCAGAGCAAGUGCAGACUUUAAUUAAUUUUAAAUUUGUAAAUUUGUUAAAGCAAGAGGUCAUUAUUAGGCUGAAAAAUAUUUAGAAAAUAACAGGCAGAUUAGGAGUGGCCUAUUCAAAUGUUUGGUACAUUUUAAAAUGAAAGGAACACAACCAAUGCAACAGACAACAGUGUAAAUGACCAGGAAUUCACUGGUAACAAAUAGAAACAGCCUAAUGAAGCUUCUUUAUCUGUUUCAGCACUUCUUCAGACAACAUAUUGACAAUUCAUAUGAACAGUUUACAAGUACAUUCAUCACUCUGAAUCAACUCCAGACUUACUUAUUUACUACUUUAUUUCUCAUGAUGAGGAACCAUCUCUCUCUAUAGCUACAAAACUGUAUAUCAGUCCAGUCCAAUUCUCCAAUUACUUUUACGUUGUUGAGAAUUGAGCCUGUUCUUCCAUAAAUGGUUAAUGCAAUAUUAAUAAACCCCUUGGAUUAAAACUAAAAGAUGAUUACAAUUUGAUUCAUUUCAGAUCUACUUAGGUGGUCUAUAGAGACAUUACUAAUAGUGUGUUGCUGUCUCAAUAGUUAUGGGCCUGACUGUCUGCUCAGUAAGUCAUAAUUGUAUUAAAUGAUUUCAGUGCUCUGGGAUUAAUGAGAUUAGGGGUUAUCUGGUUUCUUUAUCAUGUGUCCAUUGUAGACCUUUUGUAUCUUGAUGACCAAUCAGUGCUUGCAUAUAUUUUUUAAAUUAAAAUGUUUAAAAAGAAAAACACUGUAGAUUCACUGCUGACUUUGGUUCAAUGUUCACUGAAUACCCAGUCUAUCUGCUCGUCAAAAUGUACCAUGAAAUGUAACUUCUUCUAUUUGUCAUUAUGCUUCUGUAUUUUCUUCUUGCCCCUUGAUCUGAAUGAUGUAUGUGUACGAAAUGGACAUCUUCAUUUUUUUGGUUGUUAACGUUUUUUUUUUUUUUUUUUGGUCCCUGGCCCUCAAGUCUAUCCUUAGCCCUGUGUCCAUAAAACAAGCCUGCAAAUCCUCUCUCUUACGAAUCACAGUAAAUAAUUUUAUCUCGCUUAGAUAACUGAUAUUAUACCAAAGCAGCAGGUUGGCAUUUUGGUAUAUGUAGUGAAUGAUUAUAGGAUUCUAAUCAAAAAAACAAAAAGCUUGUGAAUUUUUCUUUAAUUUAACUAAUUAAAAAAAGUGUUUGUAUUUGAAGUGUGUAUAAACAAAUACAAUAUAUGCACCUUGA